CAGUAGUCGGUGAGCAACUGUCGCAACUAGAUGUCUUCCGAACGUCCGGGGCACAUCCGCAACUUCCGGGAUUGUUAGCUGUGCGAUUUGUUUUCUAUUUUUUGCGUUGGGUGUUUGAGUUUUGUGCCGUGCCGCCCCGACAUUUUCCCCACAACCCAUUGCUCUCCCUCCCACUGAAAGUGUGUCCGCGUGUGUCCUUAAAGAAAGGGGGGUGAAGGAGUGGCAAAUAGACAAGCGUAGAGCUUGGUAGGGUUGAUAGACAGCCCUCUUCCUGUGGAUACAUUGAUGCGAAGUCUACGCGUGGAGUUUUUGGUCAAUUCUUAGUGCGGGUGGGUGAUUUGGGCAAGUUGUGACUCCGUGCAGUGCUUGUGUGUGAAAGUGUAUCGGGAAGAGUGUUCAGAGAAAACUAGUGUAAAAUAAAAUGAAAAGAAAAAUAAAUUUUCCUUACCCCCAGUGGUGAAUCAAAAUGUGACAGAAGGUGUUGUGGUCGUUUUCUGCAUCGCAGUAUGCCACUGCCCAAAGGUUGCUAUGCGGUCGUGAUGAUGGAGCAGCAGCAGCAGCAGCAGCAGGCUCCUUUGAUCACGCGUGCCAUCAGCGUUCUUGCUGUCGUUUCGAUGGAAAAUUCGCCACCCGACAGCACGUGAUUGAAGCGCCAGCAUCAGUAAAAGCUCGUUUGAGUGAAAGCAAGAGUGUAGCAGAGUGGAGCACAGUACCACGUGAGAGUGUGGCCGUAGCAGGGAGUUGCAAAGGACUCCCGAGAGCGCAGGCGAACGUAGUACCGUACCGUGAUUGUGGCGUGUGUUUUUUCGUGAACGUGUGUGUGUGUGUGUGCGAGUGUGUGUGUGUGAUAGUUUGUACAUAAAACGCGUGUUGUUCGAUGGAAGGAUACAAGCAAAACGGCAAAGCGUGCCAGCCAGAGUUCUUCUUUGUAGUAUGCGAGAGGAAUGCUUCAGUAAUUACUAACACUGGACAUACAUAGGAGCAUUACUGGGAGCAGCUUUGUGGCAUCAGAUUACCGCCCCCUAGGUCAACAUUUCACGUAGCGUAGCCGCAUAUGUGUUGCAUUCGGUAUUUGAAGCCGAUUCAGUGCCAUUCUGAGCGUCAGCCAGUCAGCCAAACAGAACAUGAGGCAACCAUCCACCACCAUCCUUCGCGUUCAUUCCAUCGCCAGCAAACGAUCAUGCUCCGCUCAUCGCAUCAUCUCACCGCAAAGUAGCCCAAUUGAAAGCUUCCAUUAGCGAGGGAGGGCCGUUUGUAGCCCCCGAAAUACCGUCGAUACCGCGUCCGUCCCGUAGAUAGUGCAAGAUCCCUUGAAACCGCGUGCGCUCCCGAACCGAUCCGGAUCCGGUCCGAUGGCUACCAUUGCGACCGGAUCCGCCGGAUCCCUGGUGGACCCGCCCGGCGGUGGCCCACCGGUCACCGGCCAGAAGCAGCGCAAGAAGGGAAAAUUUCGGCUCAAGGAACGGUCUUCCUCUUCCGUACGGGAAAAGUUCAUCAACGAUCCAGCGUACACGGAGGAUGUUCGCCAUCUGGCAUUGCCCAUGCGCCGAAACAGCGGUCCCGAACACGACCCCGGCCGUAAGUUUUACAUGAUAUCGAAGAAAAAGUCCAACUCGGUCGGCAAGGACUACUCGCGGGGCUCCGGCAGUCUGCAGAUUGGUGGAGGAGGUGGCGGAGGAGUAGGAGGUGGUGGUGAGGCCGGUGGCUCGAGCGAGUUCUACACGCUGGACGUGGAAUCGAUUCGCCGGGCAGGGCUGAACGUGCCGGAGCUGAAGCCGAGAAGGAAGAAGUACAACCAUCACAGCAGUGCGGAACUCUUGAACCGUCUUCUCAACACAGACGAAUCCAGCAGCUCGGACGGUGUGCCACCAAAGGCAGGGUACGGUACGGCAACGCUCGAUCGGGGACGUGGCCGCAGCCUGGACCGAAGAAGCUACACCACCAGCGACGAACGAUUCGGUGCAACACGAGGACUUUCGAUUAGCCGUGCCGGUGAGGAGGACAGUCUCGGCAGGGAUGCUGGAAUACGUCAGCAGCAGCAGCUACAGCGUGGACGCAAAAGCCGCAAUACUAGCUCGCGUAGAGAAAACUCCGAGCAGGACGUUGGAGCGCUGGCGCCGGAUGGCAGCCCAGCAGCAGGUCCUCCGGCGGCGGGAGAUGCCUUCUCGGAGGAUAUCAUGGUAAAGGGCGGUGACCGCGGUGAGUCGGGCAGUUCCAAAGGGGGACGGUUCCAGAUAGGGAAACGCUUUCUCAAGGGAGAAAUCGGCAUCAAAAGCUUCAACUACUACCUGCUGAAGGAGGGCCUCAAAUCUUCCAAGAAAAGCCUUCUGAAGCAACGUUCGGCACCGGUAGCCGCUGCGGGAUCGGUGGACGCACCGCUGCCCGACCCACCACAGUCGAUGGAAUUGAACAGCCCCGAAUCGGAGGCCGCCUCCCGGAUGGUGGAAAAGGGCGAGGAAAACAUAUACGAAGAAAUCUACUUUGAAGAUAAGCCGAAACGACCACCUGAAGAGUGUUCGGGGGAGGGCGUCCCGUUGGCAGCAUGUCCGGACGCGAGCAAUGAGAAAAUACAAUUUAUUGACUGCGAACUAUGCGUGCAGCAGUGUAGCAAUGCGAACUGUGAUGUGUGCCAUGGGCUCGGGGCACAGCAUACCGCCCAGCAGCACGAGCACCAUCAUCAUCAGCUGCAGCAGCAAAGGCAGGCCGAGCAGAAGCAGCAAAACAUUUACGAACAGCUCAAGCAACAUGGUUCGGGUGGAUCGUCCGGUGGGAGCGGUCAGUCUGGUGGGGUGUAUUCCAAAACGGGAACGAAAUCGUUGGACAUUGAGGAGCAGAUCUAUCAAAGGCAGAAGCAACAGCAACUUCAGCAACAACUCCAGCAACAGGUGCAAGAUCAGCAAAGUCAGCCCCAUCCUAAGCCGCUGCCCGAGAGUCACACAAGAAGCAUGGGAAAUUUGGUGGAUGAAGCAUCGAUGUACGCCAGCGAGAAUGUGCUCCAAUACCAGUCGUACAAUCCGAGUAAUCCUAACGUGUACAAGCUGGAAACGACGCCCGUGGCAUUCAGCUGUGACUACAGUCCGCUGCAGCAAAUCUAUUACAAACAGCCACCAGCAUCGGUCGCUAGUGCAGGCGAUACAGCGGCCAGCAGUAAUCCACGACAGCACAUCUACCAACGGCCCCAUCAGCCUGGCGGAACGCUCUCAUCCGGUUCCGACUAUUACCAGGAGUUAAACCAUAAGAAAUCUUCCUCGUCGAGUGAUUCGCUACAGCAGCAGCAGCGUCGUCUACAGGGUUCGAAUGCUGGGAUCUACUACCAGCGAGCUGCCGCAGCGUUAAGCGAUGAUCAACAUCGGAGUCUAAUGAGCUCCGGUACAGGUGCCAAAAUCUACAAAGUCAGCUCUAACAUAUCUAUUCUGAGUGAGGCAUCUGGGCGCAGUGAGGGCUCUUUCCGACAGCCCCAACCGAUGCAGCCACUAAUACAAUCCCAAUACCAACCAUUGUCCUCUGUGAUGGUGACUGGGCAGCGAGAGCAUCCUCCUGCGCCGGGAGGACCCAACCAAACAAGACCCCAACAAACGCCACAACCCCAAUCACAGCCAUACGGUCGAACCGGUGGUAAUAUGUCCGAUUCUAGCCUUGGCGAUUCUUUGUUCUCUUACCCGGCCAAUCGGCGAUACUUUGGAAGCUCGGAAAGCUGUCGUUUUGCGUCGGAGACUUGCCGACGGUGUAGCGUCGAGGUGGACAAGUGUAGUUUCUCCGACACCUGCCGCUACUCGGACUGUCGUAACUGCGAUUGCUCGUCGAGCUAUUUCUCGUCCGACUUUGACGAUGCCGGACAUGGUGGGUCACGGAGCAAGAGUGGCGCCCGCCUAUCACACACACAAUCGGAAGCGGCAGGAUACUAUCAAGCACCGCCCUAUGCGGAGGACUUUAUGAAGCAUGUUAGCGCUGUGAAGCGUGGCAAUCAGCAGCAGCAACAGCAGCAGCAGCAGCAACAGCAGCAGCAGCAGCAGCAUCAAGUGUCUACGACUCAUUUUGUGGCUGGUGGGAAAAUUUACGAAACACCGCCGACUUACGUCGGAAUGAUGCCUAUCACGAGUAGCGGGCUGCAGAAGCCUCGUGAGCCAACGUACGAGACGUUAAGAAAUCCACCGUACUCCAUACCGAUGGUGGGUCCUUCGUAUGAGUCUACGCCGCUGGUUGCUAGUGGACGACUCUCGAUUAGCCAGAGCCACGAAGCGUUACUAUCGCCCGUUCGUCGUAGCAGAUCGAGCAGAAGUACCGACACGGACCAAUAUCCACAACUAGAGCGUAGAUCAUCUCCUGUGUCACAUUACUCUAAAAUUCGACGACCUCACCAGUCCAACACUCUGCCGUCGUCGAUGCGAUCUGGCAGACGCCAUCAAGCAGGUACGGGCGAAUUCGAUCCAGCCGGUUACAGCGUGAUUCGUGAAGGUCCUAGCAAUACUCGCAGCGCUGGCCCUGGCCCUAGUGGUGGAUCCACGCUACCGAAAUCCUUCAGCAUGCAGCAACCGCGAUCCACACCGAUGGUUUCGGGGCGAUCGUCAUCCCUCCUCACGAUGGGUCACGAGUAUGCGGAAAUCACCAAAUCAAGUGGGAAAUCCAAACCGAUUCCACCACCGAUUAGUACCAUCCCGAGUACACGAGAAGCGAGAGCCAGAUCGAAAGCGCAAGCUGCAUCGAACAUGCGAGCCGUAUCUCCAUCACAGUACGCACGCACAGGUCCUUCCGGAAUUGCGGGAAGUUCGGCGGGAAACAGCAGCAUGGAGCGUAAGUCUCGCGAUCGAUCGCUGAAGCAGAGCAAAAGCUCCGAAACAGCCAGGAAGGAACGAUCGCCAGCAGUGAGAGAGCAGCAGGCGGAGAAAAGUAAAUCUGGCACCCGGGAGACGGCCGCCGGAACGACAGCAGCUUCGAGUGGGGGAAGUGGUUCGAUGACUAGAAGUGGAAAACCGACGACGGGCAGCACCAGACGGAAGGAGUUUGUUCGAUCGCAGCAGCAGCAGCAUCGAUCGAAGCGCCCCGUUCAGGACAACUUCACCGAUGACGAGGAUGACGAUGAGGUGUUCCUGAGUGAUAAGGUGUACGAACGGCCGGUUCAGAACAAUCGCCAGGAUUCGAAGGAAUCGCCAGUGGCUCUCACGUCGACGGUGACCGCGCCACAAACGACGCUGACAACCUCGUUAAUGGCACCGACAACGCCGACAACAGCGAGCAGCGGCACCGGCCGGAGCACCAGCAGCGGUGCCACCCCACCAACCGCAACAACCACCUCCACCCUCACCACGACCGCCUCCCUUUCCUCACCCUCCGCACGAAGCUCCGGUGCGCAAGCUUUCGAUUUUACGCUACAACCCCCAACCUCAUCCUCCUCCUCCAGCGGCACUCAGCCCCACUCCUCAUCCUCUCCCUCCGCGGUGGCACCCACUAACUUCACCGUCACCCCACUGCCAGCUCCACGCGCUCCAAAAUCAAAACAAAAGCCAGAGCUCGAUGCCGGCAGCAGUGAGCGACCGACCGUCGGCACUCAGCCGAACGAAAGUGAGAGUUUGCGCACCGAACGCCCGAAAGCUCCGGGCGCGAGUACGGUGAGUGCUGAGGGCCGUGAGUGUACUGCCGUGGUGGAUGCUGGGAUGCCACCCAACAACAACCCAACCACCGGCCCAACUGUGACGGCAAAGACGGACGCCAAAACAACAACAAGCGCUACGGCCGCCAGUUACGAUUGUGGCGUCGUCGGUGAAGCAACGCGUCGGGACGUCGUCGUGCGUCGUUCAGCAAGCGGAACAGUGAACAGAUCAAAGGACCAGUCACCGUCAACGCCAUCGCCGGACCAGGAAGUGGUGCCAACCAAUUCGCUGCCCGGAACACCGGCACGCACCCAAGCGUCCGGCGAGCACGUCAACGCACCGGACCAAACAACCGAGCCCGUUGAUGAUGGAGCGAAAUUAAUUGGCAACGAUGAAUGUGACAUCAGUGACUUCCCACUGCCGGAGCUCCCGGUGAGCAGCCGACAGGAUCCCACAUCCUCCGACAGCUUCCUCACGGCAACGGAUGCGGAGGAUGGUGGCGGUGGGCUGGUGGACGAAGGACGACUAUCAUCACUAGAAACCGAACAACGAGCGACCCGUGCUGACGGCGGGGAACGAACGCAGCAAGAGAGCGAACUGGACAGCACUAUGCACUACCGGACGGCAGCGAACGGUGGCAAGCCGACGUACCUGUUCGGUGAGAAUGUUAAAAAGAAUGGCAUCUUUCUCAAUAAAUCUGGCUGGGUGCAGGUAACCGGUGGACAGCAGCCGAUUCAGCCGGGCCGAAGUGUUGCCGGAUCCUACCCACUGGCUGGCAGCGAACGAACACACGGUACCGGUGGUUCCGGCAUUCCGACGGGACCGCAAUCGGGUGUUGCAGCAGCAGCAGCAGCAGCGGGAGCUGGAUCGAAAGUAACACGAAAAUACAUCGAGUACGAUGAAAACCGGUACACGGGCAGACCCGGAACCGGCGCAAGCAAACUGGAAGAUCUGAUCAACCGCAACGAAUCGCGGGGCAAGGGAGGUACCCGGCCGUCCAGCCAACAGCAACGGCAGGAUAAUGUAACGAUACUGAAGAUAGAUCCUGGGGCGGGUCCAACAUCGACCGCUGCGUUAGGCAACCGCCCAGCCUGUCUGUCGAUAAAGCGCAACCUAGCGGAUGGAAGUCCACCACCAGUAACUCCAAUCCUUUCACCACCGCCCGCGUUUCAGGACUCACAGCAGCAACAGCAUCAGCAGCAACAGUCCAAUAAAACGCGCCUCGGGGACAUCAAACCCGGCACGAGAAUAUUUCUGUCCGUCGUGGACAAUGAGAACCACAAUCCGAAGGGCAUGGUCUUUUCCCACAGCUUUGAGUACGAUCGACGCAACCGACGUCCGCCGGAAGAGGAUGUCGAGCAGCGGGGAGGAUACGGCGGUACAUCUACCGGGCCGGGCAGUAGCAGCAGUACGGAUGCCUUUUCGAAAAGCUUCGAGUACGAUUUCAACCCAACAGGCUCGAUGGGAAGUUUGCAGCAGCAGCAACAGCAACAGCAGCACCAGCAGCUACCGCUCAAGAGCUCGCUAAUAAGACGCAAUCGUUCGCCAACGUUCGCCACCCUGACCGGCAACUCGCCAAACUAUCUCACCAAAAAGGAGAAACCGGCCAAGCUGAGCUCACCGAUCUUCCCGAAAGCUAUUCCCGGGAACAGUCUUACGGUGAACCGAGCGACCCUUGGCUACGCUUCCAGCGAAUCGUUACGGAAGUUCGACAAGAACAAGUCGCUCGAUGCGGGCAGCUCGAUCGGCGGCGCCGGACACCGUUCCCGCCGAUCACAGUUCUCGACCAAGGCGAACUCGGCGCCGGGCCUCCCGUACGGGUUUCGGUCCGAUUCGGUAGGCAAUCAGCGGCUCAAUUCCUGUGAUAGUGGUGCUAGAUCAGAUUACUCUAACGACGAUGUGGAUGAUGAUGACGAUAUCAGCGAGGACCAGUCCUCCUCGCUCGCGCUUAGCUACAAAUCAUCCACCUCCUACAUCAAUCAGAUGAAGGGCCGUGCAUCGUUUACCGGCGGUAGCCCCAGCCAGAGCCAGAGCGCUCUGCUGUCGGCCGGAUCAACGCACGGCCUGCUAAAAUCCCAGCGAUCACUAACACCCGAACGACUGUACGACAACAACGACGAGUACGGCAGUGCACGGAACCUCAAGAAGCAACGAUCUCUGACUCCGGAGAAACGCUCCCGGACACCGGACGAUCGCAGCAAACGGAAAGGGGGUAGUGGUGACCAGGGCAACAACAGCUCCCAAUCGUCGCUCGUAUCGCGGCAAAGCUCGGGCUCGCGUAGCAGCACACUCGAACGGCAACGGUACGACGAGGGCUACAUGCGCACCAGUAGCCGUAGCUCGUCCAGCUCGAGCUAUAGCCGGGACGAGAACGUACCGACGAACAGCCCGAGUGCCACCUACCGGCGCAAUCAGCUCCGGGGUAACGUGCGACUUCAGCCGGCCAGUUCCGGGGUCCUCGGUGGAGAUUACAAAAUACGCCGGUCGAGGUCGCUCCAGCUGUCUGAAAGAUCACCCAGUCGCCAGCAAAUGCCAGUGCAGCAGAUGCCUCACAAGGUGGUCGUACGGUUGGGUACGGUUCCGCCGAAGGAGCGUCCCACCUAUGCCACGCCGAACGUUAUGGGCCGCAAGCCGGGACCUCCAACAUCCGCCCAGCUGCUUAGCCAAGACAGUCUCAGCCUGGGAGGAACGCACAUGUACAGUCGCAUCUCACCGAACAGUACGCUCGAUCGUUUGCGGCGUGAAACCGCAUCCCACACGCUGGACGUGGUCGACAAGAGCAAGUCGUUCGACAACAACAACUACGGACUGGGGUUAGGCGCAACGGGCGUUACCCACCCGUACGAGUACGAGUUUGACAAGAGUAAAUCGUUCGAUGACAAUCUGGGCAUGCCGCUGGCCGAUCGGAUGUCCGAUAAGCGCACGUACGUGACGAACGAGAAGCGGUCCUACUCGCACGAUCGCGUGUUCGGUUCUACCGGGACCAACUCCUCCAGCAACGAGUACGCCACCAGCCAAUCGUCCACCUCGCGCAACCGUUCACCACAGACGUCACUGUUUGGUGGGUUGAAUCGGUUAUACGAACCGGAGCUGCCGUACGAACUGAACCGUGUCACCAUGGCCCGCUCACCCGUCAUGAUGGGUUCGGCCUACCGACAAACGCGCUCGGCAGUUUCGAGGGAACGUUCGCCCGUGCCGGGCUAUCAGAAACCAAGUGACCUAUACCUGAUGCGACAGCAAACGCCCGACUCCGAGUACGACGAGCGGCUCAUGACACCGGAGUACGGUGGACCGGAACCGGCCGCGGUACAACCGAUAGCGACCUUUAAGGAGGCCGAGCUGGUGAAGAAAUUUCUGUACGCCACCAAGAACAAGGUGCAGAUGCAUCGAGAAUCGGCUGCCAGAAGCGCGAUGCCACCGCCAACCAUCGCCGGAACACCGUCGUCUGGAAGUUGUACCGCUAGCUCCUGUGACUUUUGGCCACACUGUGGCGUGUCGUCCGGUGCAACUGCGAGUGCGCUCGAGGAACAUUCGAAGGAACAGAGUGCGCAAUACUUGUCCAAGUCGGGUAGUGAUAAUUGUUUGGGCCGGACCAAGGUGAAGCGUGUGCCGGCGGCCGAAGUGAUAUUCAUUGGUGGUGCCGGGGAGGACUCGUGUGUGGGCGGGGGAGCACGGGGCAACGGUGGUGGUAACAGUAGUAGCAACAGUAGCAAUGGCAGUCACAUUAGCAACGGUUCCGCCAUCAUGUGGCCGAACACGUCGAAGCCAGGUGUCGAACCGGCCGUAUCGCGUGCGUCCGUAGCCGGGCGUGCCGUACCGGUACCGGUGAAGGCAAACAGCUACGGUGGUGUUAGUAGCUUUGGCCAACAGCAUCACUACUAUCAGCAACAUCAGCAGCAGCAGCAGCAGCAGCAGCAACACCAGCCGGAUCAACCACACCAACAGCAGCAACGCAUUCUACGCAAGCAGCAAAACUUUGAGUUCUACGAUGACGAUGGCGCCGGACCAAUAUCCUACCGGAUGUCGUCCGGGCCGGCAGCAAAACCGACACACCCAACCCAACCCGGAGGCCUCUCGGUCGACUAUGGGCAGUCGGGCAAUGCCGGUGGGAACGGUAGCAACAUCAUCAGCACGAUCAUCAAGGCAAACUCGAUAACGUUUCUCGGUGAGCACGAGAUGCCAAUUACGCGUGACCGUGCCUUCCCAUCCAAGGGGAAGGUUUCAUCGACCGUCGGCCAAACCGUCGUAACGGUCGGCGGUGGAGGCGGUAACGGUGGUUCCGGUUCCGGUGGCACGCUGUCGAUAGUUAAAAGUAAUAACGGCCCAUCAAUGACGGCAUCACCGAUGGGACCGGGUGCGCUGUCGGCGAACGGGAAAAGUCACCACCGUACCAAUGGCAAUGGUAGCAAACAGCAGCGACAUCAUCAAACGACGACCGUCGGCAAUCAGCACGGCACGGCUUGCACUGGCACUGGCAUCGAACAGCGCGACGGCAGAGCAAGACCUCAAACGACCAAACCGGGACGGACGGGAGUGGGCCAGACAGCAUCGUUAGCGACCAGCGGUUCCAUCAAGCGAAAAUUUGAGAUGAAACUCAAGAGUCGCUCACUUCCCAAAUCCUUCAUGCGCUACAGCAACCUAACGACGGAUGACUUGGAGCUAUCGGCUAUUUUAACAUCGAACGCGCCCCUUCAGCUACGAGCCGUCUCUAGUCCAUCGAUUUCGGAGGCACCGAUUGAAGCGGCACCGGCUGGCAGAGGCAGCCAGCAGGAUGCACGGAAUCCCCACCUAAGUACUGGCGGUGCCAAUGCCCAUCUCAGUCCCACCUCGAAUGUGCAUCAAUCAUCAUCAUCAUCAUCAUCCUCGCAUCAGAAGACUGUCCAAACCAAAGUGUCCAGCAGCAGCGGCGGUGCCACACAUCAUCCAGUGCAAGCUUCCGAAAGCGUACUGCAAAAGUUCCGCAAAACGUUCUCACAUUUUAAAACCUCGAAAACGGUCGCCGCCCAACCGGUGACCCUUGCCACAACCGAACAGCACAACGGUGGCACGAUGAGUGUGGAUGACAAGCAGCAGCAGCACCAUCACCACCGGUUCGGGCCACUGAUCUGGCGAUCGAGUAAGGAGCGCCGCAAGACCAAGUCCCAUCGGCGGGACAAAUGCAACAGCGGCGAUUCGGGCAUCCAGGUCGAGCUGGACAAUGAUGCGGAUCAACAUCUACUGCUGCAGCAACUUCACCCGCUCGAGCAUCACCCGGAAGGUGUUCCGGACGGUGUGCGCAAUGGGGAGGUAUCACCCCACACACAGUAUACGGCCGGCGUACCGGUACGGAGGGCCAACUCAGCGAAAGUGUCCACCAGCAGCAGCACCACCAGCUCGUCCAUCCUGAAGCACAAACUAUCGCUCAAGGGCAAGGACAAAGAGAACGUCACCAACAUAUCAAGGCUGAGCGGCAAAUCGCUAAGUCAACCGUCCGGUCUGGACUGCAUCGUUGCGUCCGGUGAUGACUGCGAAGUGGACGGAAGGCGUCGACGGCGAAGACAGCACACCCGCACCUCCACCACGAUACCAACCGAGCUGGACGUUAGUGAUAGCGAAAGCAUCUCGUCCCACCCGGACGAAGAUGAAGCGGUAGCGGUAGAGGACGAACUGCUUGUCGAGCCCGUGUUUGCCGAGGUGUUGUUUUCGUUCCGGCCCGGUGGUCCCCAGGAGCUUGGUCUCGAGAAAGGUGCUCUGGUGGAGGUGUUGAAGCGUGAGGCAGGGCCGUGGUGGUGGGGUCGUCUAAAAUCGGACGCAAUCGUGACGACGCCCGCCGGUGUUGACGGUGAACGGAAGCCGUCCGACUGUGGCUGGUUCCCGAAGGACUUUGUGAAGAUUGUGCCAACGUACGCCAAACCGAAGCAGAUACUCAUCAUUAGCAACAGUGAGACGACGAGCAAGCAGACGGCACCGUCCUCUCAUUCGCACGGUGCUUGUGAGGACGAUGACGGAGGCAGCAGUGCUUCCACGCUGAUCGAAGGUGGCAACUGUGAUAGUAGUACCCGACUGAUGGGCGGACUGUCGGUGGCGAGCGAUGGGUCGCCGGUAGCUUCCACCGGUACGCCACCGGACGCUGGUGUCGCUAGUCAUCCGGACCUAACGAAGGAGAACAUCAUCAAGGAGCUGCUCGAAACGGAGAUCAACUACGUGAAGCUGCUCAAUUCGCUUUGUUUGGGCUUCAUUAAACCGUUGCGCGAACGGGAAGACGUCUUUUCGGUGGAAAGUGUAAAUUUGAUAUUUUCCAACCUGGAAAAGAUCUGGCGCUUCCAGCAAACCUUUCUCGACGCGUUACGUCUCGCUGUGCCAAACAAUCGGAUCGGUGAAGUGUUCCUGGAGUAUCAAUCGGCGUUCAUGGUGUACUCGUCCUACUGCAACUCGUACCCCCGUGCGCUGAUGGAGCUGGAGAACUAUGCCAACAAUAAGGAAGCGAAUCAAAUACUGGAAAACUGUCGUAUGGCGGAGAAUUUACCAGAGUUACCACUGUCGGCGCAUCUACUGGCCCCGAUACAACGGAUAUGUCGUUACCCGCUACAUCUCAGCGAACUAGUCAAACACUCGCUCACCCGGAAGGAGCUGCUGCCGACGCUGAACCUGCGCAAGUGUACCAAAUCCGAGCUGGAAACGAUGGACUGCCGGGAGGUGUUCGAGAUGGCCCUGUCGGCGAUGCGGCGCGUCACGGAGAUGGUGAAUGAAGAUGAUGACAAAGAUGAGCUGUUGUUCUAGUGCCAUUCCUUCAAAAUCCUUCAAUCCACUUCUCCAACAAGAUGCAAUUGUUGCCACAAAACAAUCCCCAUCAUGACACGGCACAUUUGCGUGCCAGACAGACACACAGACCAAACCAGUGUUUAGAAUAGUUUUAAACUAACGGCUAGAUCCCCCAUCUUGUUUUGGUAUCUUACUUGAGUAGAGCGUGCUAAAACGGCACCCCCAUCCUUAAUGCAUUUUCCUUUCCAGCAAGCUAAAAGUAAAGUAAUUUGCGAUGAAAGUUUACGCAAGAAAAGCUCCUUCUCAUAACCUUUUCCCACAAUUGCUGCCAAUCGAGCCAAAGAGAGAAAGAGAGAGAGAGAGCAAGUGAAAAGAGAAAAUUAAUCUUAAAACAUAAAAGUAAACAAGAACAGUGUUCAAUUGAGUAGAAAGAAGGAAAGAAAAUGGUUUUAAACACGUGCAAAGAAGGAGGAAAACAAAACGAGUGAACCAAGUAAUGGUGUGGAACCCGCCAUGUUGGCGGUUCUUUUUACUAAGCCACCACCACCACCACCACCAUCAAAAUGUCGUCAAUUGUUUGCGUUGGUUGUAAUGCGGUACUUCUAUGAGUAAAAUAAUUACUAAUUAUGCAGCUGGCGUCGUGAUCGCCAAGCAAACUGAACAGGGCGCUACAGUUAGUUACUAUUGUGUUAAGCAGUUAAGCAACAACAGCAGGUUUCACUCACAUCAGUAGUGUUAUCCGGUAAGUUACGCUUUACGGGGCCGCGAAAAGGGGCAAGUUGUUCUUUGAUUCUGUUAGUUGUUCCACCAUUUUUUGUUUUUAUGUGUGUAUGUGUGUGUUUGUACUAACUUUACAGAAACUGAUAACAAGCAAUCAAAGCCAGAGUACCCGCCAUUCGGGCGCGGGAAAGGAGGUAGUAAUAGUAGAAGUAUUACAAGCUAAUAAUAAUUACAGACACACACGCUUAACUGGAAAGACAUUUGUUGUCAACGAUUUUAAACGUACGAGAUGAAAGCAAAUAAGGGAAAGCCUAGCUUUUGGGGAUCGCCAAGCACAGCUACCGAGCUCCAGGAGUUGGGUGUGCUGAGUAAAACGAAGGCAAUAAUGUUAUGUAUUGCAAUAUAAAGGAACUGAGUGGAGGAAGUGACUAAGGGAAGGGGGGUAGUAGUAGCAAUAGGGUUUGGUUCUGUUUCUUGUCGGUCUUUUGAAGGACGGCCGGAGUGAAUACUGCUUCGUAUAAUCAUAGAAUUAGUGGUUACUGUUACUUUUUAAACCAGCAAUUCUACCACCAAUCCACUAGUUGCUCUGAAGUCUCAGUUAGGUUAGGGUUGUUGUAAUAGUUGUACUCUCUUUUCUACCUGUACCAUGGUGCGGCAGGGAAAAAAAUUAUAUAUUAUCAGUUUGUGAAGAUAUUUAAAUGAAUACACCCUAGCAGUGGCGAAUCAAGCCCUUUGGAGGUCCCAAGCAGAAUAAAAGUUGGAGGCCUCUUUCUGUUAAAGUUGGAGCAUCUCAGAUCUAUGGACUGGGCCAGAAUGGGAGGCCAAGUUGAGAUCCUUCACUAGAUCUCUUAUGGAGUUUGGGAUCCUCUAAAUUAUAGAAGCUCCCUGGACCUCUCUACUUGCUUACAGGCAGAUACACCUUGGGGCCCCCAUGGGGAAGACACGGACCCUAGCAAGAUCUCUUAACGUGUAGGAGGAUCAUUUGACCUCAGUUUAUAGGAACAUAAAGGCUCAAUGGGAUGGUCCUAUAUCCAGUUAUAAAUGUUAGGAAGUGAAAGUCCAAGGAGUAUGCGAGGAUUGAUCGUUAAUCCGCUAUCUUGCGUCGGGAAAUUAUUCAACAACACCUUCAUAUUUGAAAAAUGUGCGAGCAGCACCCUUUAAACAGCCUUAAAGAAGGCUUUCACACAACUUCUAGGGACACAAGAAAGGGCCAACGGAUUAUCAAGUUCGCCAUCGAACAGAUCGCUUCAGUUUAUCUGUCAAACUUGCGAAUAUUCUGGAAGAGGAAUUUUAAGUCUCAAACUCAUCUAAAAAUGUGGCCUAUUUACAUUGAUUCGGGUGUUAAAAUGAACUCAACCAGGUGGUUGUAGGACCAGGUACUUCCCAGGCUAUUCUGAAGCACAAAACAUUAUCCUGAAAAAAGGAUGGAAAGCCAUGUCUCACUCUUCAAAUCGAACCUAACGAUGACUGUUUGAAAGUAUGAAGUGUUGGUCUGAAGAGCUCUCUGGCAGUAUCUGACCUCAGCCUGUUAGGUUAUAGAAUUUAGCCAGCGUGUAUUAGGGCAGAAGCCUAGCAGAAAUUCUGACAAUGUUCCGAUAGUUUUAAUGAUAACAUCAGAGGACACAUUUAGUAUUUUUUUCAUUUUCAGCCUUUCUUCCUGUCGCACCGGGUACAACCAUAUUUUGCGCUUCCACCGUCGUCGUUCAAUGCGAACCAUUUUGUCGAAGGUUGGUCACUUCAUAACAAGACUUAACACAACUACAGAGCUGAGAGUUGCACAAAAACGGCAGAAACGGAAGCAGAAGAAUUAGAAGGCACGGGGCUCUCUGUAGUAUUAUACAUAAUAUAUGCUUUAAGGCAAAGCUCACAUACAACACAUUACAGGGUUAUUUAAAAUGGACAAACAAACGAACGCGAAUCCUUGGGAAGGAUCUUGUCACAACAAACUGAACGAUUGGGAGAAUGUGCUGCCGUGCCAUUCUCACCCCUUGGGGAUCAUUUCUUUGCAUUGGCCUGAAGUACAGGAAUAUUAUUACAAACCAGAAACUGACUUAGAAGAAUGCGCUUACCGUGUUGUGUGUUGUUUAAAACUGAAGAAUAGAGAUCGAAUUAAAACCUUAUACAAUUAAGCUAUUUUCUGAAGGCGAGCGAGAAAAUAACCCAACUUUUAGUGAUCGGUGAUCGAUGCAGGAGUAACACUUAAGACGACACGGGAGACAAAUGUUUGUGUGUUUGUGUGUGUGUACUACUUAUAUUGGAAGCUAAUAUUGGAAGAUCUCCGUAACUUUGUUACACUAACCGUACACACGACACAACCCGUCUUGGUAUUGUGUGCGUACUUUUAAUACAAGCUCAAAACGAAUAUCCUGAAUGGCCGCGAAGAUGAAGGAGGAGCAUACUAAAUCGAAAAAACGAACUAAAAAAAAUCAUAAAUUACAUAAAAAUUACACCCGCCAACUCUCGUUUCCGUUUCUGGCUCUCUUAUACAAAUGGUUCGACCUUCUUGUUGCAAUGUGACCAAGAAAAUACGGUACGAUUUGUAUUCUCAAAAACAGCCGAAGUUUCCUUUAUUUGAGGACGUGUAAAUGUAAAUAUAUUUGCCUGAAAAAAAGGAUGAAUAAAAUAAAUGUUGCAGAAAGGUUACUACAUUGCACCAAAACAAACCAAAAAAACAUCUAACCGAAGCAGUGGCGAAUCUAGACCUGUGGCGGGAAUAACUCUGAGCUUCAGAGGCUCCUUAAACGACGAGAUAUUCCAUUACGAAGUCUCUUAGACCAGGUCAGCUUCUUCCAAUACGACUAUCUGAUGGUCUACGAAGUUCGCUCCUUGGACUGCAAGAGCCCUUACGAAGACUACGAGGUCUCUUGUUAAAUCAAAUCCCAUGGACAACGAGGCCUCUGCCAUUACGAUGUCUUUCGGUAGUGGAAACUUAGACAACAAUCUCUUGAACGACUAGGCCUUUCUGAUAACCAGGUCUCUUCGUAGAAAAAAAACCCCAUGGAGCAAGCAGAUCUAUUCCAUUAUGCGGUCUCUUGCAUAAAAGACCUCUCCGCCCGCCAGGUUUCUUAGAAGACGAAGUCUCUUAUGUUACGAUGUCUCAUGAUAGCUGAAUGAGUCGGACUUAGACAACGAGAACUCUUCAACGAAAACACCUCUUGAUAAACCAGGUCUCCAGGCCCACGAGGCCUUUUCAACUAGGUAUCUUCAUAGACGAAGUUCCUUGAACUUUCGAGACCUCAAGGAGACUUCAAGGAUUCUUGGACGAGGAGGACUCGCUCCAUUCCAUAAUGAAGGUCUGUUAUUGGACGAGGUCCUAUGUUGGUAGCAGAAGUGAUCUAUUAGAAGAAACGUCGUUUCGGAAAGUAAAGGCCUCUUGAAUGUCUAAGGUCCUCGAAUAACGAAGACGCUCGGGCCCGCCCAAAGUUUAAUCCGCCACUGAACUUAAACUGAAGCACAAGUAAAAGAAAAACCACUCCAAAUUAGUAUUGUCACUUGCCGAAACGGAACAUAUCGUUGUAUCGUACGGAUAAACAAAUCCGGAACCAUGCCAAACGACCAUUCAGUUGCAGUACGAUCGAUCAUAGAAUUUAGACGUACAAAUAGCAUUCACAAACACGCACAUUAGCGCACUCCCAGGAGUUGGCCACCGCUCCAUACAUUUAACCCAAGAAGGCGUUGUGUUUUGGAAAGUGCAUAGCAACAAGGAGAUCAGAAUCUAGCCUACUACAUGACGAAGGCAAAUUUGGUGAAUAAAGUUUUUUGUUUGUCCAAUAAAAAGAAUUACACACUAAUUAACGAACACAGAAUAAGUAAAAGCCUCCCAAAGCGAGCGAUGGGAAGGCGCAAAGAUGCAGAAUGGAAUCUAAAUAAAGGAAUUAAAAUGAAAAAUAAAAAAUAAAAACUCACGUUGUCGCCAAA
This is a messenger RNA of Anopheles stephensi (Asian malaria mosquito), 16967 nucleotides long. RefSeq lists its product as uncharacterized. The transcript has 18 exons. The record is from RefSeq and is a predicted model, not a curated record. Gene Ontology annotation, cellular component: cytoplasm. Bases 1353 to 12347 code for a protein of 3664 amino acids. Lineage: Eukaryota; Metazoa; Arthropoda; Insecta; Diptera; Culicidae. Gene Ontology annotation, molecular function: guanyl-nucleotide exchange factor activity; protein binding.